Meloidogyne enterolobii is the source of this 612-nucleotide messenger RNA. The record is from the annotation of a GenBank genome assembly. Lineage: Eukaryota; Metazoa; Nematoda; Chromadorea; Rhabditida; Meloidogynidae.
AUGCGCAUGGGGAAAGCUCACAGCAAAUUGAGUGCCGAACAAAUUAAAACACUGGCAACCCAGACUUAUUUUACCGAAAAAGAAAUAAAACAAUGGCACAAAGGAUUCAAAAGAGAUUGUCCAAAUGGAUUACUUACCGAAGUAGGGUUUCAGAAAAUUUAUAAACAAUUUUUUCCACAAGGAGAUCCGUCAGAUUUUGCCUCAUUUAUAUUUAAAGUUUUUGAUGAAAAUAAGGAUGGAGCAAUUGAAUUUCAUGAAUUUGUUCGUGCUCUUUCAAUUACCAGUCGUGGAACAUUAGAAGAAAAAUUGGGUUGGGCAUUUAAGCUUUACGAUAUUGACAGGGAUGGAUUCAUUAAAAGGAAUGAAAUGGGUAAGGUUAUUAAAUUUCAAAAAGGGCGAAAAUUAAUUGUCGGCAGUAUUUACAAAAUGUUGGGAAACAGCCUUAAAUUACCGGAAGAGGAAAGUACACCAGAAAAGCGGGUGGAUAAAAUAUUCUCGACAAUGGAUAAAAAUCGUGAUGCCCAAUUAACACUUGAGGAGUUUAUUGAAGGAGCUAAAUCUGACCAAAAUAUUGUGCAGGCACUAAGCUAUUAUGAAGGACUAGAUAAAUAA